Messenger RNA from Belonocnema kinseyi, 1161 nucleotides. Its product is annotated as probable chitinase 10. The record is from RefSeq and is a predicted model, not a curated record. Gene Ontology annotation, cellular component: extracellular region. Bases 1 to 1161 code for a protein of 386 amino acids. Gene Ontology annotation, biological process: carbohydrate metabolic process; chitin catabolic process. Gene Ontology annotation, molecular function: chitin binding; chitinase activity. NCBI's taxonomy places the organism in Eukaryota, Metazoa, Arthropoda, Insecta, Hymenoptera, Cynipidae. The transcript is spliced from 5 exons.
AUGCGUAGGUUAAUUAUUUUACUGGAAAUAUGUUCAGCUUUUGCUUUAGGCCGUGAAGUGACAGUACCUGCUGAUGAGUGUGGCAAAACCCUUGGUUGUUACUUUGGGGGAGGCUCAAUAGAUGACAUCGAUACGUUUCUUUGCACUCACAUGUUUUAUGGUUACGCUGGAUUUGGUGAAGAUAUUUCUAUUAGAAUUCUCGAACCAUUUGAUUAUGCUCAAGGUAAAGCCUAUAUAGACGUCAAAGGUCUUCAACAAAAGAAUAAAGAGUUGAAAAUCUUAGUUCCCGUGGGGGACAAGUACGACAACUUUAGAAAUAUUUCGAACAACGACAUACCUUAUAGCGUAUUAACUGAUCCUGAUGUUCGAGAAAAACUUGUUAAUAACAUUGUCAAUUUCGUAAAAGAAAGCGGGUUCAAUGGUAUAGAUCUCGAUUUGACCAAUCCUCCUCAAAAUGGUGGACGACCUUCUGAUAAGGAAAAUAUAGUUUUACUCUUGAAAGCCCUCAGAGAAGAAUUUGAUAAAGAAGGACUCAUUUUAUCUGCAUUAGCUGAUCCUAGUGAAAAGACUGUUAAAUUAUUAUACGAUAUUGAAGGUAUAUCCAAGUAUGUUAGUUUCAUAAAUCUGAAGACUUUCGAUUUUCACGGAAUGCUUGAUGCGGAUAAGAAACUUGGACAUUCUUCUCCACUGUAUCAUUCGUCAGAAGAAAAUGAGGAGGACCGCAAGAAGAAUGUCGAUUCUAUUGUAAAGCAAUGGAUUUCGGAAGGUGCUCCAUCAGUCAAGUUAAUAAUAGGAAUUGCUUUUUACGGAAGAUCCUAUACUUUAGCUAGUUCAGAAAAAAUUGGUAGAGGUGCCAAAUUCGCUCAUGAAGGAAAGUGUGGUAGUUCCCCAGAAUAUUACAACCUAUGUCCUCUGUUAAAAAACAAAGACUGGAAGCGUAUUUAUGACAAAGAGCAAAAAGUACCAUAUAUGUAUAAUGGGACUGAAGUUGUUACUUAUGAUGAUGAGGAAUCCAUUAAGACGAAGGCUGAAUAUGUAAUGAAUACGAAUCUUGGUGGUGCUAUGGCGUGGACUGCAAAUCAAGAUGAUUUUCAUGGAAAAUGUGGAGAAAAGUUCCCACUUCUGAAGACAUUGAAGAGCGUCCUCAGAAACAAAUGUUGA